AUGGGGAGCACCGAGAGCAGCGAGGCCCGCAGGGUGUCCUUCGGAAUGGACGAGGAGGAGCGGGUCCGGGUGCUGCAGGGCAUCCGGCUGUCUGAAAAUGUGGUUAACCGCAUGAAGGAUUCCAGCCAGUCUUGCCAAGCAGGCCAGCCUACUUCCCCUCCUGCCCCUCCACCUUCGACAUUUGGCACCUCUAAAGGCCCAGAGAAAGACUCCAAACUGCCCAGGUCUGAGUACGGUGGUGGCCAGCGGUCUUCCGGGAUGGAGGAGGAUUUCCUCAAGAGGUAUAAACAGGAGCAGGCCAAGGUCCAGGAUGAGCUAUUCCAGGUGGUGACGAGGGAAAGAGAGGCAGCCACAAAGCAUAGGAGUGCAUCCCUGCAGCGGGGGGAGGGCAGCAUUGACCAGGAGAAGCAGAAGUCAACCCAGCUGGCCAGGGAGCUGGAGAGCCGGGAGGCAGAGCUGAGCCGCCGUGACACCUUCUGUAAGGAGCAGCUGGGGCGCCUUGGGAGGAAGAAUGCCGAGAUGUAUAAACUGUCUUCACAGCAAUUCCACGAGGCAGCUUCGAAAAUGGAGGGCGCGAUAAAGCCCCGCAGGAUAGAGCCCGUGUGCUCAGGGCUACAGGCCCAGAUCCUCCGCUGCUACCGUGACCACCUACAAGAAGUGCUCCUGUGCUCGGAUCUGGUCAAGGCUUACCAGCACUGUGUGAGUGCUGCCCACAAGCUUAGGCCCCGGGAGGUGGGGCUGCUGCAGUACUGGCUACAUCUCACGCGCAGGGUGCCAUGUGCCUGUCUGGGCUUCGAGGCCUGCUGCCCGGAGCAGGCUGUGGGGCAGCCCAGAGCCUAG
This is a messenger RNA of Odobenus rosmarus divergens (Pacific walrus), 840 nucleotides long. It is a transcript of the gene CHCHD6, whose product is annotated as coiled-coil-helix-coiled-coil-helix domain containing 6. Gene Ontology annotation, biological process: cristae formation; DNA damage response. Gene Ontology annotation, cellular component: mitochondrion; MICOS complex. The transcript is spliced from 8 exons. NCBI's taxonomy places the organism in Eukaryota, Metazoa, Chordata, Mammalia, Carnivora, Odobenidae. The record is from RefSeq and is a predicted model, not a curated record. The coding region runs from base 1 to 840 and encodes 279 amino acids.